AUGAUCAAGUACCCGUACAAGAGCAGCUUCAUGGAUGAUCAAAGGUACCGUACAGAGAGCAGCUUCAUGGAUGAUCAAAGGUACCGUACAGAGAACAGCUUCAUGAAUGAUCACAGGUACCGUACAGAGAGCAGCUUCAUGGAUGAUCACAGGUACCGUACAGAGAGCAGCUUCAUGGAUGAUCACAGGUACCGUACAGAGAGCAGCUUCAUGGAUGAUCACAGGUACGUACAGAGAAGCAGCUUCAUGGAUGAUCAAAAGAGCACAGGGAUCAGAGAGCACAGGGAUCAGAGAGCACAGGGAUCAGAGAGCACAGGGAUCAGAGAGCACAGGGAUCAGAGAGCACAGGGAUCAGAGAGCACAGGGCUCAGAGAGCACAGGGCUCAGAGAGCACAGGGAUCAGAGAGCACAGGGCUCAGAGAGCACAGGGAUCAGAGAGCACAGGGCUCAGAGAGCACAGGGAUCAGAGAGCACAGGGAUCAGAGAGCACAGGGCUCAGAGAGCACAGGGAUCAGAGAGCACAGGGAUCAGAGAGCACAGGGAUCAGAGAGCACAGGGAUCAGAGAGCACAGGGCUCAGAGAGCACAGGGAUCAGAGAGCACAGGGCUCAGAGAGCACAGGGAUCAGAGAGCACAGGGAUCAGAGAGCACAGGGCUCAGAGAGCACAGGGAUCAGAGAGCACAGGGAUCAGAGAGCACAGGGAUCAGAGAGCACAGGGCUCAGAGAGCACAGGGAUCAGAGAGCACAGGGAUCAGAGAGCACAGGGAUCAGAGAGCACAGGGCUCAGAGAGCACAGGGAUCAGAGAGCACAGGGAUCAGAGAGCACAGGGCUCAGAGAGCACAGGGAUCAGAGAGCACAGGGCUCAGAGAGCACAGGGAUCAGAGAGCACAGGGAUCAGAGAGCACAGGGCUCAGAGAGCACAGGGAUCAGAGAGCACAGGGAUCAGAGAGCACAGGGAUCAGAGAGCACAGGGCUCAGAGAGCACAGGGCUCAGAGAGCACAGGGAUCAGAGAGCACAGGGAUCAGAGAGCACAGGGCUCAGAGAGCACAGGGCUCAGAGAGCACAGGGAUCAGAGAGCACAGGGCUCAGAGAGCACAGGGAUCAGAGAGCACAGGGCUCAGAGAGCACAGGGAUCAGAGAGCACAGGGAUCAGAGAGCACAGGGCUCAGAGAGCACAGGGAUCAGAGAGCACAGGGCUCAGAGAGCACAGGGAUCAGAGAGCACAGGGAUCAGAGAGCACAGGGAUCAGAGAGCACAGGGCUCAGAGAGCACAGGGAUCAGAGAGCACAGGGCUCAGAGAGCACAGGGAUCAGAGAGCACAGGGAUCAGAGAGCACAGGGCUCAGAGAGCACAGGGAUCAGAGAGCACAGGGAUCAGAGAGCACAGGGAUCAGAGAGCACAGGGCUCAGAGAGCACAGGGAUCAGAGAGCACAGGGAUCAGAGAGCACAGGGAUCAGAGAGCACAGGGAUCAGAGAGCACAGGGCUCAGAGAGCACAGGGAUCAGAGAGCACAGGGCUCAGAGAGCACAGGGAUCAGAGAGCACAGGGCUCAGAGAGCACAGGGAUCAGAGAGCACAGGGAUCAGAGAGCACAGGGCUCAGAGAGCACAGGGAUCAGAGAGCACAGGGCUCAGAGAGCACAGGGAUCAGAGAGCACAGGGAUCAGAGAGCACAGGGCUCAGAGAGCACAGGGAUCAGAGAGCACAGGGAUCAGAGAGCACAGGGAUCAGAGAGCACAGGGAUCAGAGAGCACAGGGCUCAGAGAGCACAGGGAUCAGAGAGCACAGGGCUCAGAGAGCACAGGGAUCAGAGAGCACAGGGCUCAGAGAGCACAGGGAUCAGAGAGCACAGGGCUCAGAGAGCACAGGGCUCAGAGAGAGCACAGGGAUCAGAGAGCACAGGGAUCAGAGAGCACAGGGAUCAGAGAGCACAGGGAUCAGAGAGCACAGGGAUCAGAGAGCACAGGGAUCAGAGAGCACAGGGAUCAGAGAGCACAGGGAUCAGAGAGCACAGGGCUCAGAGAGCACAGGGAUCAGAGAGCACAGGGAUCAGAGAGCACAGGGAUCAGAGAGCACAGGGAUCAGAGAGCACAGGGAUCAGAGAGCACAGGGAUCAGAGAGCACAGGGAUCAGAGAGCACAGGGAUCAGAGAGCACAGGGCUCAGAGAGCACAGGGAUCAGAGAGCACAGGGAUCAGAGAGCACAGGGAUCAGAGAGCACAGGGAUCAGAGAGCACAGGGCUCAGAGAGCACAGGGCUCAGAGAGCACAGGGAUCAGAGAGCACAGGGAUCAGAGAGCACAGGGAUCAGAGAGCACAGGGAUCAGAGAGCACAGGGAUCAGAGAGCACAGGGAUCAGAGAGCACAGGGCUCAGAGAGCACAGGGCUCAGAGAGCACAGGGAUCAGAGAGCACAGGGCUCAGAGAGCACAGGGCUCAGAGAGCACAGGGCUCAGAGAGCACAGGGAUCAGAGAGCACAGGGCUCAGAGAGCACAGGGAUCAGAGAGCACAGGGAUCAGAGAGCACAGGGCUCAGAGAGCACAGGGCUCAGAGAGCACAGGGAUCAGAGAGCACAGGGCUCAGAGAGCACAGGGAUCAGAGAGCACAGGGCUCAGAGAGCACAGGGAUCAGAGAGCACAGGGAUCAGAGAGCACAGGGCUCAGAGAGCACAGGGCUCAGAGAGCACAGGGAUCAGAGAGCACAGGGAUCAGAGAGCACAGGGCUCAGAGAGCACAGGGCUCAGAGAGCACAGGGAUCAGAGAGCACAGGGAUCAGAGAGCACAGGGAUCAGAGAGCACAGGGAUCAGAGAGCACAGGGAUCAGAGAGCACAGGGCUCAGAGAGCACAGGGAUCAGAGAGCACAGGGCUCAGAGAGCACAGGGAUCAGAGAGCACAGGGAUCAGAGAGCACAGGGAUCAGAGAGCACAGGGCUCAGAGAGCACAGGGAUCAGAGAGCACAGGGCUCAGAGAGCACAGGGAUCAGAGAGCACAGGGAUCAGAGAGCACAGGGAUCAGAGAGCACAGGGCUCAGAGAGCACAGGGAUCAGAGAGCACAGGGAUCAGAGAGCACAGGGAUCAGAGAGCACAGGGAUCAGAGAGCACAGGGCUCAGAGAGCACAGGGAUCAGAGAGCACAGGGCUCAGAGAGCACAGGGAUCAGAGAGCACAGGGAUCAGAGAGCACAGGGAUCAGAGAGCACAGGGAUCAGAGAGAGAUCCAUAG
This is a messenger RNA of Knipowitschia caucasica, 3219 nucleotides long. Lineage: Eukaryota; Metazoa; Chordata; Actinopteri; Gobiiformes; Gobiidae. The record is from the annotation of a GenBank genome assembly.